Lynx canadensis (Canada lynx) is the source of this 440-nucleotide messenger RNA. It is a transcript of the gene MICOS10, whose product is annotated as mitochondrial contact site and cristae organizing system subunit 10. The transcript is spliced from 4 exons. Lineage: Eukaryota; Metazoa; Chordata; Mammalia; Carnivora; Felidae. The coding region runs from base 77 to 313 and encodes 78 amino acids. The record is from RefSeq and is a predicted model, not a curated record. Gene Ontology annotation, cellular component: MICOS complex; mitochondrion; mitochondrial inner membrane.
CGGCUCUCGCGAGACUUGCCUGGAAUCGAAGCGCGGGGCCCGACCUUAAGGAAAGUGGGAGCUGCGGGUGGGGAACAUGUCGGACUCCGAGCUCGGCAGGAAGUGGGACCGGUGCAUGGCGGAUGCGGUCGUGAAGAUAGGUACUGGUUUUGGAUUAGGACUGGUUUUCUCACUUACCUUCUUUAAAAGAAGAAUGUGGCCCUUAGCCUUUGGUUCUGGCAUGGGAUUGGGAAUGGCCUACUCCAACUGUCAGCAUGAUUUCCAGGCUCCAUACCUUCUACAUGGAAAAUACGUCAAAGAGCAGGAGCAGUGACUUCCACCUGAGAACAUCCCAGUGGGAGGAAAAGAGAAAUCCUGUCUACGCCUCAGGAAUACUGAAGUGCCCUGGAGUAAGCUGACAUUCUUCUGUAGCAAUGUUAUCAGUAAUGCUUUCAACUCCA